This is a messenger RNA of Anopheles arabiensis, 5079 nucleotides long. It is a transcript of the gene crm, whose product is annotated as protein cramped. The record is from RefSeq and is a predicted model, not a curated record. Bases 1237 to 4878 code for a protein of 1213 amino acids. Gene Ontology annotation, biological process: pattern specification process. NCBI's taxonomy places the organism in Eukaryota, Metazoa, Arthropoda, Insecta, Diptera, Culicidae. The transcript has 5 exons. Gene Ontology annotation, molecular function: chromatin binding. Gene Ontology annotation, cellular component: nucleus.
AGCGAUUGGGCCUUCCGUCGCAUUUCGCAAGUACUCGUUGCAUUUUCCUCGCAGUAGCACACCGAAAAAAGCUGUUUAUUAUGACGUUUCCCGUUUUUUUGACAACACCGAGCAGGCACACGAAAGGUUCAGCCCUGUUGUGAAGUUUGCAGGGCAAAAGUGUUUUCCCCCCGAAACACAGCGACAACACUGGCGCAGGCCGAACGCGAAGUUUAUUUUGUAUCAAUAUUUGGCUAGUCGAUGCGACACAUUUUUGUUGUUGUUUUCGUCUAGCUUGCUGGAAAGGCAGUGGAGGAAGACGGUGGGAUAAUAGGGGUACCCUCCAGUCGCGCUUGCAAGCAAAAUAAAGUCCAUCCGGACAGAUUCGUAACACGCAGCUGGUAAAAAUAAGUUCCCUUGCUUCCAACAGCACAAGCAGCGACGAAAGUGAAUCACCGAAGCGAACACAUUCCGCCAUUUUUCGGUGGGAAAUCGCAGUGCAAAAUCAGAAGUAUUGUUAGUUACGGCGUGAUAAGCUGCGUGUAUGUAAGAGUAUUCAGUUCCUAAGGAGAUCGAAGAGGCUUUUUUUAUUUUAGUUUUUGGUGUCCCAGUGGGGCCAGCGAAAAUGGAGCACGGAGCUGUGUGUGCGUGUGUGUGGUGUAUGUGUGUGUUUUCCCCCCGACUGUUGGCGCAAAACGCCCUGUUCCCAGCACACUAUCAACGAAACAUUUGAAAUAUAAAAAAAUGUCCCAAAAUACCGAUCGUCAACCCCCUCCCAAUCGGAUCGUCAAUCAAAUAUUUCCACCCGCAUCAGGAGACAUGAACGUGCGGACAGACUCUCUGUUCCUUCCGUGCCAUUAGUGGCGCAGUUUCCCUGCUGCCGAUUCCGCAUAUUACCUCGAUCAACAUCUGUACCAUCUGGAGGCUGGACCGUGCUGGUGUGGGCAUUUUAGCUGAAAUCGAACCAGAACUGUGUGCAUCGGAAUAGGUGGCCGCUGGACCAGCGCCCGUCAACGAGCAGUGGCGCACCGGGACCGGGAACCAAUGUAAAGCGGAUAUCAUCCCGCUUUGGAGCAAAGCAUCUCGGCGCGGCACGGUUCGAUGUGUAUCGUUUGGAGCAGCGAAAGAGAAUGCUUCACCGGUGCCGUGGCAGAUCGACGGUAUCGUGGCCAAGGGCGCCCAUUGCGGCCAUCUCUGCUGGACGCUGACACUCAAUGACACGCACGCGCGCCUGUACUGCUGUUCGCGCGCCAAAGCAUGUACGCAUCCGGGAGCAGCAACUGCUUUGCGGAUAUAAGCAACUUCCAGGAGCUGCGCUUUACCGCGCCCGCCACCGUGCAGGAGCUUGACACGGUCGAGCUGAACGAGGCCGCCGAUUCGCUGGCAGCCCACGUCUCGCUACAUUUUUCCUCCCCGGGCACGUCCCCCAGGAGCAGCAGCACCAACCACACCAAUGCCAAUGCCAGCAUCAACACGAGCGUCGCUCCAGCCAGCACCAUCAACGGGUAUCGGGUACCGGUGGACGAUGUGGUGGCGGUUACCUGCUUACUGCCCGACAAGGCGAUCGCGUACGAGCUGCCGAAAUCACCGGAUGACCAGCAGUACGAGCGGAGCUACACGCCGCCCGCCCACGACCUCGGGGCGUCGGACACCGGCGUCGGUCCGCCCGCGAAGCAGGCAAAAGGGCCGAUCGGUCGCAAGCAGCACGGGGAUGCGCGGGUCUGCUGCUUUUCGCUGCCCGUCGCCGAGGAGCUGCUAGGCUCGGUCACCACCUUCUACCCGUCGGGCGAUCCGGAGAACGGGCAGACGCUGCGCACGAGCGCCCGCGUCAAGUACAAGAUGCGCAUGGACUCAAUACGCAGCAGCACGCCGCCGCUCGCCGAGCGGAAAGACCCGGCCAAGCCGCUCACCUCGACGCUCUCGAAAACGCCCAGCCAGCCGAAGCAGAUGCGCGUCGUGUGGAGCAACCACGACAAGAACCUGUUCUUCGAGGCGCUGAACGAGUACGGGAAGGACUUCGAGGCGAUCCUGAACUAUCUGAACACGAAGAAGCGCCGGAAGGAUAAUGGCGAGCAGCAGGUGUUCAAGUCGAAGGACGUCCGCAACUUGUACUACCAGUUCAACCAGAAGGUGAUGAAGUACGUCCACUUUUCGGACGAGGUGCGGAAGGAGGUGCAGGAGCUGUACGCGCUGAUCAACUACGGCGAGAUGCGGCGGAAGGUGCCGUUCCAGAACAAGAAGUACUUCCACAAGCUGAAGGAUCUGGUGUACAAAGGCUUCACUACGGUGCGCGAGAAGGGAAAGAACAUACGCAUCAAGACGCCGCCCUGCCGGGCGCUGCGCAAGCUGAACCAGCUGGAGGAGUGGCAGGAGGAGAUCAAGCUGCCGGCGAAGGUGGACGUACUGCUGAAGCCCUCGUCGAUGGAGGCGUGGGGCCGGGUGCAGUCGCUCGCGCAGAAUCCUCGCGUGCGCAUCACCGUCACGAUCCAGAAGCGGCUGUCCGCGUUGCUGCAGCUGUUUCAGCAGAAGUGGCGCGCCCAGGACGUCCGGCUGGUCGAUCGGCUCGACGAGAUGAAGCGGCUGUCCGGCACGGUUUCGUCCAAGAUUAUGCGCCAGCGGUUGCAGCACGAGAUACAGUUGUUCUCGCAGGUGGAGAUUGGUGCGGCCGGCGCACCGCUGUUACGCUUCGUGCCUGCCCAGAACGUCGUGAUCCAUCGGCCGAUGAUCAGCUUGACCGACUUCCAGAGCAACACCAGCAUCUGUCUCAACUCGUACGAGCAGCGGAUUGGCGUCGCGGUGUCGGGCGAGACACUCUGCACCGGGGAGAAGCUCGCGGGCGGGUGCAAGGAGCGGCUGCCGGCCACUGGACGGCGCCAGCGCACGGACAGCAGCUCGGAGAAGGUGGGCAACGAGAGCAAAAAGCUCAAGUACGAUGACGGCGGGAAGGAGCCGGGCGACGAGAGGCCACCGUACGGGCUGGAGCUGCUGCCGCAAGACGGGCCGGCGUUUGCGGAGCACUUCAAGUCACCGAACGCUUCGAACGAGUCGAUCGAAAUGAAGGAUUUCCUCGGGUACGAUGGAGAACACUGCGGGCCGUCCCGGGCGGCCGACUGUGACGUGCUGCUCGGGGCCGGGCGACAGAGCGACAACUCGAGCGAUGGGUUCGCGCUGCUGGACGGGGAGCUGCUACCGGGCGCCCGCUACCACCAAGACACGGCGGAAAGCUCGGCUGGCGAGGAACCGGUAAAGAGCUCGGUGGGUGAGGGUAGCGGAGCUGGCGGUACCGAGAUGGGGAGCAGCAGCGAGCAGACGUGUGUUACGACUGUGACCGUCACCACCACCACCACCACGACCGCAACCACCACCACUACUGUGACGCUGAAAAAGAAGAAAAAGUACCAUCGGCGGAAAGGCGAGAUGGGCAAGCCGAACGCCGCCACCCUGCCGUCGGCAAACCAGUUCCGGCCGCUCGUGACGGAGGAACAGAUGCAGCGAAUACGGGACGGUUGGACGCUCGGGAGCGUGGGUGAUCUGACGGUCGGCGAUCUCUACAUCAUGUUCGGGGCGGAGAUGAAGGUCGAGCUCGAGUACGACUGGGUGCGGGAGGAGACGGUCCAGCGGGCUGCUCCGGUGGUGCUGGCGUCGGAGAUGAAGGUGUGUCUGGCAUCGCAGGGCUUGUCGUCGGUCGAGGAGCGCGACUCGCCGAGGGAGCUGGUGGAUGACGGUAAGCCCACGUGCGCACUAGCGGACCAGGAAGGCCGAGACCUUGAGCUCCCACCGAGCGCCGUGGACGAGGAGCUGCAAGAGGCGACGGUAAGUGUAAAGGAAGAGGUGAAGGAAACGCGAGGCUGCCCGGUCGACACGAUCAGCCAGCGGCUGAAGCACCUGCUCUUUCUGGCCAGCCUGGCAAACAAGGAUACAAAGAAGCGCACCGCCAACGGUGCUGCAGAGCGUAAACCAAAGCGAGCGGAAGGCGACGGCGGCAUCAUGUCGACGCAGGACGACUGUCUACAGUUCAAGCAUCCGAUGCUGCCCGUACGCAACCCCAUCAACCAUCUUGUGCCGGAUCUUCACGUUCCACCCCGCUACAAGCAGUCGCGCUGGUGGCGUUCGCGCGUCAACCGCCAAACGCUUCACCCACUGCUACCGAACAUGGUGCGAGUGACACCCUCCGCAACAGUUACCUCAGCAGCCUCAUUUUCGUCGGCGGCUGCUUCGCCGGGUAGUUCACAGGUAGCGACCUCACAUACAGCCCCGGUAGUUCCGGCUGCCCCGAUAGUACCGGUUGACGCAGACGGAGUCGAAAGCAGCAUUCCAGCUGAACCGUUGAAACAACAAGAGCAGCACCAGCAAUGCGGGAAGCUGUCGCAGCAGCCUGCGCCUGAGCGCACCAACGUCGUCACCUUCGACGAGCUGACGCUACCGAACGACCUCACUAGCUACACGCAUCCAACGUCUUCCAUCACGCCAACCCCAGGCAUGAAUAGCAGCAGCACCGUCCCACCAGACGGCGAACUAAACACCCCGGUCAAAAAGCUGACCGGCGAAGUGUUGCCGCCCGACCUAAGCCUCAGCCUGUUCGACCUCUCCCUACCCUCCACCUCCUGCUCGAUGAUGGCGAAUCUGUUUCCCGAUCUCGUGCCGUCGGGCAGUGGUGCUGCCCCGUCCGGAGACGCCCUGGCCCCGGAGGCGGUCAUUGACGAGAAAAUGGUCGCGGCGAACCUGAGCGAACUGUCGCUGUCUGGGAUAUUCACCGGUCUCGAACCCUUCCCAUCACCGGUUCGUCCACCAAUCGAUCCGGAUGUGGACAUGACUAUGAUGAGCGAAAGUACCGUCGACUACAUCGCACGCUUUCAGGAUAUUGCGGAAAAGUUUCGCACCGAGCAGCACCAUCCCUAGUCUAGGGGGCGGAGGGUGGCAGUACAGUAGGUGACCGCUAACUGAGAGGUAAACAAGCUCCAGUUAACGAACAAUGUUCGCUAACUGGAGUGACGUUUCUAUGGUUUGAUUGUUUUGAUUGGCGCUGACUGGAAUAAGCAUACCAAACUUUUUUUUCAUUUAUGUUGAUAUACAGGGUUUCGAAUCAUAUAAGGGAAUAGU